This is a messenger RNA of Micropterus salmoides (largemouth bass), 1440 nucleotides long. RefSeq lists its product as uncharacterized. The record is from RefSeq and is a predicted model, not a curated record. Bases 166 to 1014 code for a protein of 282 amino acids. The transcript is spliced from 6 exons. NCBI's taxonomy places the organism in Eukaryota, Metazoa, Chordata, Actinopteri, Centrarchiformes, Centrarchidae.
GCGGUACCUCUCCGGGAACCAUCACCUUACCGUGGUGGAGAGGUUUGCGUGCCCCUGUGAGCCUGGAGGCUGUGUUGUCUGGAGCCUAGGGCUCCUGGUAGGGUCUCCCAUGGCAAAGUGGUUCCAGGUGAGGGGCCAGACUGAGAAUGGUUCAUAAAGCCCCUUAUGAAAAAUCGAGGAAGAGGAGGACAGACCCUGCCCAGAGGAAGCCCGGGGCCCCCGUCUGGAGCAGGGCCCAGAGGGAGGGCUCGCCUGGUGGCUGGGUUUGCCACGGAGCCCGGCCGGGCACAGCCCAAAACAGCAACGUGGCACCCCCCCCUCCAUCCUUUGGACCCACCAUCCAUAGGAAGAUCCACAGGAUGCAAACACGAUAAUCAGAGACACGUGGGCAGGAGGCCGCAAGGAGACCAUAUGGUCCAAGGCUGGACCAAAGUUAGAAAAUUGAAUGGACCUGGCCCCUGGAAGGAGUUGAAGACUGAUAUAGGAUGCAACCAUUACAGAUUUUGUCCGUACGACGGCCAAAUCAAGGCUGGAUACAGCAGUGUCCUUGCUGAGCGACCCAGUGCACCCAACAGGAAAAUCCUUCUGUUCCCUGUGUGCAAGAACAGCCAGACAGAUAAUAGACCACGUCUCCAGGAUGCUGAAGUGAGGAUGAGGAGACAGGAGACCUCCUGGCAAAGGGAAGAUGCGCUGACCGACCGCCGUCUACUGCAGGAACCAGGAGACCAGCUCCGCCUGAGUGAAGAGCUUCAGAGCCUCGAUCUGCAACAGAGACCACAAUGGGUGAAAACCACGAACCACAACCAGAGACCUGAAAUUUUAAUCCAGCUUGUUGCUUCUUCCAAAGUUCAGAAAACGUUUUACCAAACUCUGGCCUGGCCCACCCAACGGGGUCCAGCAGGGACACGAACUGGGUUUUCUCUGAUUCUCCAGUUCAGAGAAAAAGAUGACAUCAUUAAUUCAAUGAGUCGUGAUAAAAGGAAAUCUUCAGCAUUUUUAGAUGCUUCAGGCUGAAACGGUGUGAACGCAUUUCUAAAAUGGCGUCCUCAAAAGGUAAUUCUCUUUGUCACUGAUGUCUCGCCUAAUGCCUACUCUCGCUCUGAGUUGUUGCAGGAAGACGCCGCUGGAAACGUGAGUCAGAGUUGGAGAGAGGAGUUUGCUGUGUAGCGUUAGGAAAUAGCUAGCAGCUCCUCUCCCUCGUUUCCUCAACAACUCAAGAUUUCAGAGCGAGAACGAUACGAGUCUUCAGUUCAGUUUUUUCAGGGGGGCUUUAAGAGGUUUUAUACGUGCAGAGAACUUCUAUAAAAACCAGACUCUGCUUUCAGCUCUACAGUAUUAGUCAUCACAUGCGUCCACAAGACCUCUGGGUUCCAAACCAGGAACAAAACCAGUCGCAUGUAACGCAGAGUUUUGCGUGCACCUACAGAUAAUAACUCUUUU